This is a messenger RNA of Aspergillus mulundensis, 396 nucleotides long. RefSeq lists its product as uncharacterized. The record is from RefSeq and is a predicted model, not a curated record. Bases 1 to 396 code for a protein of 131 amino acids. The transcript is spliced from 2 exons. NCBI's taxonomy places the organism in Eukaryota, Fungi, Ascomycota, Eurotiomycetes, Eurotiales, Aspergillaceae.
AUGAAGAGCAUCACCUACCUGACCGGCAGUGUCCUUGCACUUGCCCCCCUCGCCCUGGCGGGAGACCUCUGCCUGUCCGCAGCCUGCACCCUCGCACCCCCGGACCAAGGUCCCGCAUGCGGCUGGUGGCAGAUCCUCGGAACCGACCUCGAAGACUACCUGGUCAACAACGGCCCGAUCAAUCUGGACGACAUCUGCGGAGAGAUGGUCCUGCUGACCUGGACCGACGGGGCGCCGGAGCUGUACAUGAUUAACGUGGAGGCUGGCUUGUCAUGGAAUAUCAAGGCCAAGAACAUCCAGGGGUCCAGUACUGUGUGCCACUAUAGCGGGACUGACUGUGGUAAUACGGGGCCUAUUUUCAGCCGCUGGUACUGGCCUGAUCUUCCUAUCUGUUAG